Messenger RNA from Amborella trichopoda, 2699 nucleotides. RefSeq names its product immunoglobulin. The record is from RefSeq and is a predicted model, not a curated record. Lineage: Eukaryota; Viridiplantae; Streptophyta; Magnoliopsida; Amborellales; Amborellaceae.
CGACGCAAUACUUUUGCCGGGUGAUUUUUCGAGGCGCACCUUACGUCUCAUAACACUACCAUAUUUGAACUUUUUCCUAAAAACUUUACCAGCAUUUUGGGAUUCUGUGGUUUCACUCCAAAGGCUUUAAGAACCAACAUUUUACAUUUCAGUGAAGAAGUGACGUAGAAGAGCAUUUUCUGAAACAAAAGUCUUAUUCAACUCCUCCAACUGAAACCCUUGCCUCUCUGUUCCGAAUUACCUGCCAUUUCUUUUGGAGAGAGAGAGGAGGUGUGAUUUUCAUUAGAAGACUGAUUCGGGAGUUGCAGAAUUGGCUCUUAAGAUCCAGAUUCUCAGGGGAACCCUUGACUAUUUAUCACCGCAACUAGGCGUCGUUGCGGCAUGUCGCUUUGAGGGAAUUCCCCUAGCCAAUUGUUGCUUAUUUCUUAUCGCACCCGGAUGCCAGGACAUUACUUCGCUUAGAGGGGACAACCUAGCUUGAGCAUAUAACAUAGGAUCAUGAUUCAUGAAAUAGAUGCGGCAAAAGUUUUAUGCUGGCUGCCAAUCUAGUACAACCCUCCUCCUUUCUCCAGGCUUGGGAUUGACAUGAUCGGCUGGAGACCAGCCAUGGUGGAGUUGCAAGGUGAUGUACUGAUAUGCUCAAUUCUAUGAUUUGAGUGCAUGGGUUGUUGCCUAUUGAUGGUCCCCUUUUUUGUCCAAAUUUUGAAGACACAAAUAUUGUUAUGGAUGGACAGUAGGUAUUAAGGAAAUGCCACCCAAGGUUCUUCAGGGCUUUUCCUUUACAAGAAGGGGAGUAUCGCUUGGCCAUGAUGACCAGUCCCCUGGUGGUUCUAGUGGUGAACUUGGUCCUUUCUUGAAGCUAAGUAUUGAAAAAGAAAUAUAUAGGCCUGGUGAUCUGAUAAUUGCAACCAUCGAAAUUCAAAACCCAGACAUUGCAGCUGAGAACAUAAUAGAACAACAUGUAGCUAAUCAUGCUCAUCCAAUUUUGGUUGAAAAUCUUGCGAUCGAGAUCAAAGGAAUUGAGAAGUUGGAUAGCCAAUGGUUUACUACCCAGAAACCACUACCAGGGUCGAAGCAAAGGCGAGGCGAGCAGGUUUUUCUAGAUUCCACUACAGCAACCGUGGUAUCAAAAGUGAUACUUCCAUCUGGAAGCACAAAGAAAUAUAUGAUUCGUUCAGAGCUUCCAAAGGUGCUUCCCCCAUCAUACAGGGGUACUGCCAUUCGCUACUUGUACUACAUAAAAAGUACUCUUAGCUGUCGGCGGUUGGUGUACAAUAAUGGUCACUCCAGUAGUGAGUUUUCAAGGGAUUUGAUUCAAUUGGAAGCUCGUACUCCAGUGCAUAUUUGGAUCAUGGCGAACACUGGGGGUUUGUUUAUUGAAGAGGACCAAAAUGAUGGUAUUUUACCUGCUCCUCCCUUUAUGUUGGAUGUACACUGGAAAGAGAAGGAUGCAGACUCAGAAUGGGAUAGAGCGAACGAGUCAUCUCAUGGGAUUGAAGAUGGUUAUGAUAGUUCAAGAGAUGAAAUUUCAUCUGUAGCUUCCUAUAGCCACACUAAAGGAAAUCUAGAGUAUGUCUUCCAGAACUCUUUGUCUUUGCAAUCAUCUGCACCAGCUAUGAACAGUUGGGUUAAGGCAAGCCCUUAUCACCAAGGAGAACGUUCCAGUUUUCGUUCAUUUAAGAUGCCCACUCAACUGGCUACUUCAGAAGUCUUGUAUGAGCCGAAUGGGAAUGUACCAUCUCCCUGUGGGAUUUCCAUGGAAAGAAACUAUUCCUUAAAGAAGAUGGGAUCUUAUCCUCCUUCGACCAUCCUUUCUCCAAGUCAACAGAGAAAGUAUCCAAGUGCUUCUUUCACUGAUGAUGAGAUGGGAGCAUUCUCUACACCUGGCAAUGUUGAACCUGUAGCAUCAGAAGGCUACAUUCGAGGAAGGUCUUACAAUAUCAGGAUGGAUGACCAAGUUUUACUUAGAUUUUCUCCUAAAAACUCUGAUUCGACUUAUUAUUUUGGCGACAUGAUUGGUGGCACUCUUACUUUUGCCCAUGAAGAAGGGUCGAGACGAUGCCUUGAGGUCUCUAUCACCUUGGAGACUUCAGAAUCUAUCAGUCAGCCAUUUGUUCAUCCUUCACGUAGAAGCUCCCCUACAAUUACAAAGAUCCAGUGGGACCACCAUGAAGUUGUUGCUGACCUGCUGCAGACAAGCUUCCUCUUCUCAAUACCAAUGGAUGGACCCAUGUCUUUUUCCACACCUCGUGUUUCUGUACAGUGGGCCCUCCACUUUGAAUUCUUUACCACCCCAAAGGACAUAGACUGGACUAGGUAUGACCAUCCUCUUCUCAUUGAGAGGAGAGAGAAAGGAGAGUGGGUUCUUCCAAUAACUGUGCACGCUCCUCCACCUCAAACUCAAUCUGCUCAAACGAGGAGAGAGAGGCCCUCAUCACCAACCUCUUCCUGGCUACGCUCUUAAGGUUAGUGAACACAGAUACAGCGGGUUCAUUUGUUUUAGCUAUUAUUUCUCUCUCUCUCUGUUUUCUUUUCUUUUCCUUUUUGAUGCUUCCAUGUUGCAUUAUUCCAUAGUUCAUUUUUUUUAUUUUUACUUUUGGUUAAAUGAGUUGGUGGAUAUCUGAGUUGAGGAACUAGUGAUUUGACUAGAUAAAUGUAAUUGUUAUUUUCAUGAGUUAAGAUUUUUGUCGAUUGAAAUU